AUGGCUCGGUCUUGCUAUGCCACGUCCACUUCUAACUCAUUCUUAGCAACUUCAAGGUCGCAAGACCAACCAAGACCUACCAGCCGAGACGCCAUUCCAAUUCAGCACUUACUCAAUCCAGAUGGCAUCGUGGAAUCCUUCCCCAUCCGAGACACGCAAACGCCAUCAUAUCUUGAAGAAGAUGAAGGGACAGUCGGUGCCCUCGAAGAUUGCUCCGAAGCCUCCCGUUGGAGCGAAGACUAUGAUCGAAACAAUGUUUUUGUUGGUUCGAGCAUUCCUGACUACGACGGUAUCAACUUCGACUCGUUCUUUGGUGGAUUUGAGACGCUGACAUUUGGGUCCUAUCCACUCAACGCUGAUCUUGCAACCAUCCCCAGCACCGGAGGCCUUAUAUCUAGCCUAGCGUUGGACCUCGAGCCGCGUGCUUUUGAGAUCAGGCAAAUUCUGAUAAAUACAACAGCCAGCCUCGCUACUCAAUAUCCCGAAAAUCAAAGCAUGGGUCCUGAAGUCUACUCUGCCAUUGAGCUAAUUACGCACGUGGAGCUGGACCAUUGUCUGUCACUGUACUUUGGCAAUUACCACCGUCACUGCCCAAUUGUGCAUCGUCCCUCAUUUGAACCUGCCAUAGUUCCUAUACACCUACUCAUUUCACUUGCUGCCCUGGGUGCCAUGUACUCUUCUGAUCGGCGCAAAGUAGCCUCCUGGAAGAGCUUGUUGGACAUCAUAGAGGCCUAUAUCUUCAACUGCUCAGGAUUCCGAGAAGAAUACAUUGGCAGUAUCAAUCUUGCAGAAGCCCCUGACGAGGAUACACUGUUCUAUCAGUUCCAGAUGUUCCAAGGGGCCUACUUGAUGAUUAUAGCUCAGUACUUCUCGGGGAACUUGGCCGGUCGUCGAAGAGCGAGAAGGGAGCGCUACAUGAGGGUGCUUAACAUAGCCAGAGCUUUUGGCUUACCGACCGCUCAGCACAGAAAUCAUACGGUUCCUGAUGAAGUAUCCUUCCAGCGCUGGGUGCGAACUGAAUGCCGGAUCAGGUAA
Messenger RNA from Exophiala aquamarina CBS 119918, 1035 nucleotides. RefSeq lists its product as uncharacterized. The transcript is spliced from 2 exons. Gene Ontology annotation, cellular component: chromatin. NCBI's taxonomy places the organism in Eukaryota, Fungi, Ascomycota, Eurotiomycetes, Chaetothyriales, Herpotrichiellaceae. Gene Ontology annotation, biological process: DNA-templated transcription; regulation of transcription by RNA polymerase II. Gene Ontology annotation, molecular function: DNA-binding transcription factor activity, RNA polymerase II-specific; RNA polymerase II cis-regulatory region sequence-specific DNA binding; zinc ion binding. The record is from RefSeq and is a predicted model, not a curated record. Bases 1 to 1035 code for a protein of 344 amino acids.